This is a messenger RNA of Ramularia collo-cygni, 621 nucleotides long. Its product is annotated as related to BCAS2 family protein. Gene Ontology annotation, biological process: mRNA processing. Gene Ontology annotation, cellular component: precatalytic spliceosome; catalytic step 2 spliceosome; Prp19 complex. NCBI's taxonomy places the organism in Eukaryota, Fungi, Ascomycota, Dothideomycetes, Mycosphaerellales, Mycosphaerellaceae. The record is from RefSeq and is a predicted model, not a curated record. Bases 1 to 621 code for a protein of 206 amino acids. The transcript has a single exon.
AUGCCUCUCAUUCAAAGCACAACAGACGCGCUGCCGUAUAUUGACGCGCAGCCCUCUAAGGAAGCUCUGUCUGCUGCUAAUGCGUUGAUACAAGCCGAACUGGACGCCGAACAUGCAAACACAAUGCACCCUUCAAUUCCUGCGCAGCGGGAAUCUCAUUACUCAGAACUCGUCGAGGCAGAACAUGCGCGAAUCGCAUCUGGCAAGCCCAAAGCUGGUGGACUGGAUCUCAGCCGAUAUGAGCUCCUGGACGCGCCUCCCAAAGGAGAUUUGCCCGCAUGGAAGGCCGCAUUGCAACAAGCGUAUACGAGUGCCGAGUAUCUUCGCGGUCGCGAGAUCAACCUAGGCUUAUUGGAGACAUACGGAAAGAACGCCUGGCUGAUUGGCAAUAGUCGGCUGGAAGAUGAGCUGCGGGCGGUGGAGAGGGAGCUGGAGGUUGCCAAGCUGGAGCUCGAGCAGGUGGAGCAGGCCCGACGCGCAACUCAAGGAAACGUUGCCGGAGAGAUGCAAGGGCUGGAAGAGGGAUGGAAGACAGGUGUUGGUAGGAUGAUCGAGACUCAAGCUGCUGCUGAGAGACUGCGGCAAGAGAUCCUCGAAAGGAAGAGGCAGGGUGCCUCGUGA